AUGGACAGAAAUUCUUUUUUGGCUCCACCAAAUCAAACAGAGUCUUUCAAUUUAAAAUCUCGAAUGUAUCUUCAGCUCUGCGAUCAGUGCAAGCAAUACACUCUCAAACAGAAGUGCCCACGCUGCGGCGGACAAACACGUUCCGCUCAUCCAGCUCGUUUCUCACCAGAAGAUAAGAAUUCUGCAGAACGUAUCCAGACAAAGGCUAAAUUCAACCUCCUUCCAUACCAGCAACCAGAUAUCGAAUACUAA
Molecule: messenger RNA, 252 nt
Organism: Trichomonas vaginalis G3
Lineage: Eukaryota; Parabasalia; Trichomonadida; Trichomonadidae
Product: nucleolar RNA-binding protein, NOP10p family
Exons: 1
Coding region: 1-252 (83 amino acids)
Biological process (GO): snRNA pseudouridine synthesis; rRNA pseudouridine synthesis; ribosome biogenesis
Cellular component (GO): box H/ACA telomerase RNP complex; box H/ACA snoRNP complex
Molecular function (GO): box H/ACA snoRNA binding; telomerase RNA binding
Source: RefSeq, a predicted model, not a curated record